CUUCGUCUGCCCCCACCCCUUUUGAUCUCGGCCCACCCGCACACCGCUGCCGCCCUGUCUUGACUGUCGUCGCUGCUGUCGUCGCUGCUGUCGUCUGUUCUGCCGUCUCCCCCUGACCACUCCCUGCAUCCUCCCCACAGCCGCCGUGCGAUCGUCGUUUCUCCCAACUCUGCCACUGCCCCCCCUCCCACUUCUGUCCUGCACCAACCGCUUCUCGCUCGCCAUCAUGACUUCUGCGUCUGAAAAGCCCUUCUCCAUCACCGCCGCCCUCAAGGUCUUGAUCGAGCAGCCUGACAAGUUUACCUCUGCUCUCGCUGCCAAAUGCGCCCGCGACAUCAUGUCUCAGAAAGCCACCCCGGCCCAGAUUGCCGCAUUCCUCAUCGGCCUGAAGGUCUCCCGCCUCGACCAAAAUCCUGACGUCAUUGCCGUUGUUGCCAACGCCAUGCGGAGUGCUGCCAUCCCCGUCGAUCUGUCGGCCAUUCCCGAGCCCAUCGUUGACAUUGUCGGAACCGGUGGCGAUGGCCAAAACACUUUCAACGUCUCGACGGCCUCGGGCAUCGUCGCCGCAGGAGCUGGUUGUCGGGUUGCCAAGCACGGUAGCCGCGCCUCGUCGUCUGCAUGUGGAUCAGCCGAUGUCCUGGAGACCCUUGGCUGCGACCUGAACAACGUCGAAGCCGAUCUCGUGCCCAGGCUCCUCCAGGACGAGUCGUCCUUUUGCUUCCUCUUUGCCCAAAAGUACCACCCCGUCAUGAAAACUGUGGCUGGUCCGCGCAAAGAGAUUGGCGUGCGAACCAUCUUCAACAUCACCGGCCCUCUCGCCAACCCAGCCAAGCCUUCCCACGCCGUCAUUGGUGUCUAUUCUCUCGAUUUUGCUCCCAUCUAUGCCGAGGCUGUUCGUCUCUCUGGAGUCAAGCGCGCCUGGAUCGUCAACGGAAACGGCUGUCUCGACGAGGUCAGUCCCGAGGGCCCCACCCACGUUUGGUCCCUGGAGAACGAUCAGAUCACAAAGUUGGUCAUCCACCCAUCUGACUUUGGCCUCGAGGAACACCCGCUCACUAGCGUCGGAGGAGGAAGCGCCGACGAGAAUGCCCAAACCAUGCGCGACCUGCUGAGCAACAAGCUCCAGGGCCCUGUCCUUGAUUUCGUCCUCAUCAACACCGCCUCGCUGCUCUAUGUCGCUGGCAAGGCCACGGAUCUCAAGGAUGGCGUGCGCCUGGCUCGCGAGAGCAUCGCAAGCGGAAAGGCUGCCGCAGCCUUCGAGCACUUCACUCGCUCCACUGUUGCCCUCUGAGCUGGACUCGACGCCCUGACGACGACCAGUUACCCCCACUUGCUCAGUGUCGUUUCGCUGCUGCUUCCAGCAUUUCCAGUCCUGGAUUUUGCUUCUGGUGACCACCCUGCUCCGGUCUGUCAAUACAUAAACCUAUACACAUCCUCAUGAAU
Polychytrium aggregatum is the source of this 1443-nucleotide messenger RNA. RefSeq names its product glycosyl transferase family, a/b domain-containing protein. Lineage: Eukaryota; Fungi; Chytridiomycota; Chytridiomycetes; Polychytriales. Gene Ontology annotation, cellular component: cytosol. The transcript has 4 exons. The record is from RefSeq and is a predicted model, not a curated record. Gene Ontology annotation, molecular function: anthranilate phosphoribosyltransferase activity. Bases 227 to 1291 code for a protein of 354 amino acids. Gene Ontology annotation, biological process: L-tryptophan biosynthetic process.